Molecule: messenger RNA, 1629 nt
Organism: Prosopis cineraria
Lineage: Eukaryota; Viridiplantae; Streptophyta; Magnoliopsida; Fabales; Fabaceae
Exons: 1
Coding region: 261-1169 (302 amino acids)
Biological process (GO): chloroplast organization; regulation of DNA-templated transcription
Cellular component (GO): chloroplast
Molecular function (GO): double-stranded DNA binding
Source: RefSeq, a predicted model, not a curated record
AAAAGAAAAAAAGAAAGAGAAAGAGAAAGAGAGCUGCGCAGGGCCACUGAGAGUAGCGCAGCGCAGAGGAAAGUCCCUUUGUUGUUUUUCCCGAAUUGGAAGAACGGAAAAUAGACGCCGGAAAGGUAUAGGGUUUGGAUCUUCGGUGUUUCUUCGAUUCAGAGAAGCAAAAGAAUUCGAGAUUUUCUAAUACGAGCUCGGGGUAAUUAGUAUUGACGAAUCUAAUUGGGUGAGUUUCUCUCACCACUAAUCACUGAUUCAUGCUUGUUUUUCUCAUUGCAAGAUUAUCUUCGAUACGGCCCUGCGGGAGGAGGAUCCUUUUUGGUUCCCUCCAUCACAAUGCGUCCCACAUUUUCAAUUCGUUUUCUUCUGCUGCGAAAUCAUGUGUUACUUAUCGACUGAAACAAAAGCAAAGGGAUGGAUCGAUUACAAUUUCUUAUCUCAUGAACUCUUGUGGUCUGUCGACCAAGUUAGCUAUUGAUAUUUCCAAAAGGGUUAAUUUGAAAAACACCCAUGAUCCCGAUUCCGUACUUAAUCUUUUCCGGAACUACGGAUUCUCAGAUAUCCAGAUAUCCAAAAUUGUGCAGAAGCAUCCAAAAGUGCUUUUGAUGAAGUCUGAGAAGAGCCUCUUGCCUAAGCUAAGGUUUUUCCAGUCUAUAGGGUUUUCAUGUUCUCAACUCCCUGAACUCCUCGUUUCUAAACCGCUGCUCCUACUUCCGAGCCUAAAGCAAUGUAUAAUUCCCCGAUAUGAGUCCCUUAAAAGUGUACUUGAUGACAAUCAGAAAGUCAUCAAAGCAUUAAGAUGCCCAGCCUGGGAUUUUCUCAAACUUGAUGCUAGAAAUGUAGAUCUAAACAUAAAAUUUUUGAGACAACUUGGAGUGCCUCAAUCUUCUGUUUCUUCUCUGGUAACCAAGUUUCCAGGCGUAGCUUUUAUGGAACAUGCAAAGUUUGUUGAAAAUGUCCAGUUUAUUAGGAAAGCAGGAAUUCCAACUUUUAAAGUUUUGUUCAUCCGUGCACUUUAUGUGUCAUCACUGACGAAGAAAUCAACCUGGGAGUUCAAGCUUGAUAUCUUUGAAAGGUGCGGCUGGUCUAGGGACGUCACUUUUUCAGCAUUCAUGAAGUUUCCCUUUUGCAUGCUUCUGUCAGAAACAAAAUCACUAGCACAAUGAAGUUUCUUGUGGACGAAAUGGACAUGUCAUUGGAUUACAUAGCUAAACGCCCAUUGUUACUUGGCUUUAGCUUGAAGCAAAGGAUUAUUCCAAGAUUCUCAGUUUUAAAAAUUUUGAAAAAUGAUGGCUUGAUGAAAAGUGACAUGUCCUUGUGUUCCAUUGUCUCAUUAAGUGAAACAAAAUUUCUGGAAAAAUUUGUGAUUCCCUUCCAGGAAAGUGUUUCUAAGUUAUUGGACAUUUAUAAAAGUCGUUCCUGAAGUUCAGUCCUUGGGAGUUUCUGGAAGGAUAUGACUGUGAGCUUUGACUCUCAACUUUUUAUUAUAGUUGUUCGACUGUUUUGCUUCAAAUCUUAGUCUAAUUUUGUUGUUUGUAUUCUUUUAGCUAGGCAUCAACUUGUAUGAUAUCUAUAUAUGUGGAGUUUAUCAUUCCCUUUUCUUUUUCAUAACACGCAGUUCUUGUA